UAAACACUGUUCAUGUCACCGCACCGGAUGUCGUGGGGUCGAACACCUCCGUCCUCACAGGUGGAUGUCCAGAGGUUGACUGUAGAAUCUUUACGAACGCAUCACAAUACAAUACGUUUGUCCAUCCCAAUGGUUUGUCUUUCUUUGCUUCUUGAUUCGUCAAAUGUCGGUUGGCUUCGUAUUGGAGCAUUUUGAAAAUAGUAAACCGACAUUGUUCAGUGAGGAGUGGUGAGGAGUUGAGGUUUCGAAUGGAAAUAUAAUUUCGUUAACUUUCUCGGACUAAUUAUUUGAAAAUUAUGACAGAGACCCAGCAAAAAACCAAAUCUAUCACAUUGAAAGGCUCUGCGGAGUUGGUUAAAGAAUAUCUUUUAUAUGGAGUGAACAGUAUUUUAUAUCAAAGAGGCAUUUAUCCGCCGGAAACGUUCCAACCGACCGAACAUUUUGGUAUGUUCAUUUUGAUGUCAACUGACGAGAAGAUCAAAGCGUUUCUGGAUGCUGUCCUUGGCCAGAUUCAGGAAUGGCUUAUCCAAAGAAAAGUACGAAAAAUCACACUUGUUAUAACAAAUGUGAACACCAAAGAAGUAUUAGAAAAGUGGGAUUUUGUAGUCAGUUAUGAAGGCCAGGUCUCUAAUGGGACCAAUGAUAGUACAAAGAAUGAGCUUUCUGAUGUAGGCAGAAAGGAUGUGAAGUCUAUACAGAAGGAGAUUCGUGAAGUUAUACGUCAAAUCACAGGAACUGUAAGUUUCCUUCCACUGUUGGACUGUUUAUGCUCGUUCGAUGUCUUGACUUAUACUGUACCUGAUUGUAACAUUCCAAAUGAAUGGGAUGAGACACAACCUGUAUUUAUUGCCAAUAGUCAAGAGGUACAGUUAAGAUCAUUUUCAACUUCUAUCCAUAAAAUGGACACUAUUGUCAGCUAUAAGAACACUUGAGUUUACUUGAUUCUUGGUUGAAAUGUACAUGUGAAACAUGUGUUCAUUUCAAUUUUUGAGCAAUACUUUAUAUUAAAGACUGCUACCAAAACUUUA
Messenger RNA from Ceratina calcarata, 1028 nucleotides. RefSeq names its product mitotic arrest deficient 2 (gene mad2). The coding region runs from base 297 to 932 and encodes 211 amino acids. The record is from RefSeq and is a predicted model, not a curated record. The transcript is spliced from 4 exons. NCBI's taxonomy places the organism in Eukaryota, Metazoa, Arthropoda, Insecta, Hymenoptera, Apidae. Gene Ontology annotation, cellular component: nucleoplasm; cytoplasm; kinetochore. Gene Ontology annotation, biological process: mitotic spindle assembly checkpoint signaling.